AUUCAAAGUGAAACGUACAAUAUUCGUAAUCUGUAUUUAAUAGUCAUUGGCCAUCUAUCUCAAUACCUAUCAUUUUGUCGACAUCUGUACUGUGGUUGCAAAUUUUGAUUUGCAAAUAAAUAUUAGUGUUUUUGUUACUUAGUAUAGACCUAUUAAAUUAUUAAUUAACUGUUGAGAUAUUAAUUACUUUUCUGUUACUUUACCAAAAUAAAUGUGUUUUGAUGGUGAAUUAGAGAACUAUUAUUGUUUACAAUAAAAUCCAUGCGUCGCCAUUUUCGCACUUAUUGCAGUGACAUUUUAUUAAGUCGUGGUUUAGAAUACUUUAAUAAAUGAACAGUGUGAUUGAUAUAUUUUACUUUGGUAGCAUAGUGCCUUUACGAGGAUUUUUCUUGACUACUCACGUCCUAGAAAAGGAUUCAAUGGAUAACACAUUAGACCCAUCGGCAUGACUGAAAAGGUGCUAUACCCAGGCGGUAAACAUCGAAGGAAUACGCGCUUUGCUGCAGAUAUUUAAUUACUGUGUGUACGCUUGCCCAGUUGGGAAUAUCAGUUGGAAACAGAAACAUGUCUGUAUCGUGGACGAACGAAUUAACCGAAACGUUAAUAGAUUUAUAUCACAAUCAAAGUGUACUAUGGGAUUCGAGUGAUGUAGAUUAUAAAAAUAAACAUAAGAAAAAGGACGCAUGGAAAACUAUUAGUGAUGUUAUGGGGCUACACGAACUUGAAAUUCAAAGGAAAAUUAAAAAUUUGACGGCACAGUUUUUCAGAGAGAAAAAGAAAUUAAAAGAGGACAAUAAAUCUGGCUCCUCGACUUCCGAAACUCCUAGGUGGUUUGCCUACCAACGGCUUCUUUUUUUAACAGACAGAAAUGAACCCAGGAUAUGCGUAGAGAGGGGGUUAAAUGAAACACAUGAUUCUGGUCUAGAAAGAAGUGCUGGCGAAGAAAGUUCUCAUAAUCAAAGUCCAUUACGUAAUGAAGUGAACGCAAAUGACACCACACUACCAGAUCCACAAUCAGGAUAUUUAAGCUUGUCAGAUAUUAGAAAAAAUAUAAAAGGGUCAAAAAGGAAGGUUUCAAAUUAUGAGCAACAACAAGAAGGGCCUUAUGAUAUAUUCAAAGACUUUCAGACGAAGAAAUCUCGCAAUAGAUUCACGAUUUUUGGGGAACAUGUUGCAGCAAAAAUAGAAGCUUUAAAAUCAAGCUAUGCCCAAAAUGUUGUAGAGCAUUUAAUAUCCAAUAUUUUAUUUGAAGCAAGCAUCGGAAAAUAUGACUAUCCUGCUGCUAGACAAAUGAGUCCGUUUUCAACACAUUCAUCAAAUUCAAGUUUCUCGCUUAUGCAUACACACGCUCCAUCGCCACAAUACGCAUCACCACCUUCACCUCAGUUAGAAUACCCAACACAGGCAACACAACAAACUCAGAAUACACCACUCACCGUACUACAAAUAGAACAUGAACCACUCACGCCAAAAUGUCCUCCAGCAAUUUCACCAAAAGUAGAAUACAUAUAGAAACACAAGUCAAGUAUUUAGCAUGAGGCUAUAAAUUUUACUUAUAUUAUAUUUU
Messenger RNA from Vanessa tameamea, 1567 nucleotides. RefSeq lists its product as uncharacterized. The record is from RefSeq and is a predicted model, not a curated record. The transcript is spliced from 4 exons. The coding region runs from base 565 to 1512 and encodes 315 amino acids. NCBI's taxonomy places the organism in Eukaryota, Metazoa, Arthropoda, Insecta, Lepidoptera, Nymphalidae.